AUGGCAGUUCCUUAUUUCAACCCUGCGAACAAUUUUGAAGUUCAGCAUGAAGGCAGCGAAGCCUUGGCCAUCAAUGACACUUAUCCUCGUCGUUUCUUAGCUCGUCUAGCACUUCAUACAACAGCAAAGUUCUUUGAUCGGGACGGCCCCUGUGUACCAAUCACCAAGCAUAAAAUCCUCAAAACGGGAUAUUCAGUACACCUUACAGAAGCUGUCACGAUGAAGUAUGUCGCUCAACAUACAUCGAUUCCUGUUCCCAAAGUUUAUUGCUCCUUUCUCCACAAAAACAGAGCAUAUCUCGUCAUGGAGAGAAUUCAAGGCGAGACUUUGGCAGCUGCCUGGCGAAAAUUAUCCAAAGAGUCUCUUCAGAAAAUCUUCUCGCAGCUAAAGCAUAUGAUCCAAGAGCUUCGAGCUUUGAAGCCCCCACCAAAUACGGGAGUAGAGAGCUGCGUUGGUGGUUCCAUGUACGAUUCCCGCCUACCACACGGCACCCCGCGCUUUGGACCCUUCAAGACUAUCCAAGAAUUUCACCUCUGGCUGAGAAGAAAUCUUAAAGCAACAGAGACAGGCGAUCACGUCACCCAAAAAGAGGCCGACGACGUCAGAGCCAUGAUUGUUAAACAAGAUGCCCUAUGGCCAGCCCCAGUUUUCACACAUUGCGAUUUGAAUCCAUUUAACAUCUUAGUUCGUGGGGACCGGAUAGUUGGAAUCAUUGAUUGGGAAUUUUCAGGCUGGUAUCCUUCUUACUGGGAAUACACAUCUGCGUGGCGUGGAAAUCUUCUUAGAAGUGAAUAUCAAGGUAUUCUUCUUUCGUUGCUCGAUCCCUAUCCCGAGGAACUAGAAAUGGAAAGAACACGCUGCAAAUGGUGGGGAGAGUGGUGA
Molecule: messenger RNA, 882 nt
Organism: Lachnellula hyalina
Lineage: Eukaryota; Fungi; Ascomycota; Leotiomycetes; Helotiales; Lachnaceae
Exons: 1
Coding region: 1-882 (293 amino acids)
Source: RefSeq, a predicted model, not a curated record